This is a messenger RNA of Loxodonta africana (African savanna elephant), 6246 nucleotides long. RefSeq names its product olfactory receptor 4A5-like. Gene Ontology annotation, cellular component: plasma membrane. Gene Ontology annotation, biological process: G protein-coupled receptor signaling pathway. The coding region runs from base 4982 to 5968 and encodes 328 amino acids. The transcript has a single exon. The record is from RefSeq and is a predicted model, not a curated record. Lineage: Eukaryota; Metazoa; Chordata; Mammalia; Proboscidea; Elephantidae. Gene Ontology annotation, molecular function: G protein-coupled receptor activity; olfactory receptor activity.
UAGGCAAGAGAAUCUGGGGCUUGUUCUCCCUUCAUUUUGGGAUAAAUAUCUUUCACUUUAUCUAAAGACUUACUAAUAUAAAACUCAUAAUUUAUUAUUCACUUUAGAUCAAUAUUUUCUCCUCACUUUACAGACAUUUCUCAUUACUUGGCUUUCUGCUACUUUUUCUUGGCAAGACCUGUCUUCUCCCUCUAGGGAUUGUCUAGGGAAGAAAAGUGUCCAGGAGAGGUAACUUCAUUUGAAUUUGUUCCAAAUAUUCUAAGAAACUAAUUUAUAAUGAACUUGCAUUGUCUUUCAUUUAAAACAGUGAUGAUAUAAAAAGCCACACACUAUGUCUGCACAUAUAAAUGGAAUAAUUAUUUACUGAUAGAAUGACCCAAGAGAUUUCUGAAAACUCAAAUCCCUGUCCAGGCUGGAGACACUCUUUAACUGGCAUCUAAUCCUGUAGAUGUUCUCCUGUUAUAUUUUCUGUUGAUACAUAUUCUCAUUGCUUGUAGGAAUUUAUGGAAGGUCACAAUUUUCUGGAGUGAGGUUGGAGAGGUAUAGGGGCAUUCUCUUAUGAGGAAAGAAAUUGUCUUUGGAUACGCUUUUUGAACAACUGAAUUCCUGAAAAGUUCUUCUUCUAUUCGUGAGAAAGCUCUGUCAUUGUCUUUUUGGGAAGUUAAAUCACAGCCUUUGCCUUGUUAGGUAUAGAUUUAAUGACUAGGGAUAUAACUGUUACUCCAAAUUCUAGAAGUAAAGUAAUUUUUGUUUGCUUCAUGAUAGUUAAUUAAAAAGAGAAAAUUUGAAAUGACUAAAUUGAGUGAUUUUUCCUUUUUUUGGUUUGCGUCACUAAAUAACAGUCUUGGCCAGGUUGAUUUCCAUUAAUUUGCCCAGUUUUUACAGUCAUGCAAACAUAGGAUUUUCAUUGUUCUUCCAGCACAUUUUCCCAACAGGUGAGAACGUUCAACUGUUUACUAUUAUUUUUAAAUGUCUUCAUGUUUUAGGCAUUCCCAUACACUUCUACAGUUAUCUGAAAACAAAAAAAAUGAUAUGAUGGUCAACUUGUGUGGCAGUAUCAAAAGUGUAACCACUUGGAACUAUUUCUAGAUCCACUGAUCACCCACACAUUGCCAUAUUUUCUGUGAUUGCAGAUAAAUAAAUGCAUGAGGUAUCUACAAUUACUCUCAACGAAAGAAGCCCAGAUUUUCAGGACCAAGAACAAGAACCAAGAGGUGAGUUUUUGAAACUUCUGACAGAGGACACUCAUUAAAAAUUUACAUGAUAUAUUGAAAUAUACCUAAUUUCUUAAAUACAUUUCAUUAUAUUAAUUUUGAUUUUGUAAAAUUAAGCAAGAGAAACACAGAGAUAAAUUAGACCAUACACAGUCUAUUCUUCUUUAGUAUUUUAUCCUGAUAGACAUUUACUGUCCAUUUGCCAGAUAACAAAAGAAGCAUGUUAUGCAUUACAAGUAAGCCAAUAGGUUUGUCAUCUUGGUUCAUAGGAUAUGUGGUAUGUUAAUGAAGACUUAUAAUUAAUUUAUAUGUAUUUGAGCUAGAUAAAAAAACCAAACCCAUUACCAUCGAGUCGAGUAGAUUCCAACUCGUAAGGACCCUGCAAGACAGAGUAGAGUUGCCCCAUUGGGUUUCCAGGGAGCAGCUGGUGGAUUCAAACUGCUAACAUUUUGGUUAAGAGCCAUGCUCUUCACCACUGUACCACCAAGGCUCCGUAUUUAAACUAGAGGGUUUAAAACUGUGUUAAGGUGUAAAGAAAAAAUGCCUGUUACGUCUGGAAGUUUGAUACGUGCUUUUAAGUGUGAAUAUUUUAAAAUUAUGACAACUUUACAUACAUAUCUUUUUGUAUAUAUACAAAAUUAUGACAACCAUAUUUAUAUAUAUACAAAAAUAAACUAGCAAUCAGGAAGUACCUUGCCUACUGUCACUGUCACUUAGAGAGACAUAAAACUGUAAUUGUUAUGUACUGUAGAGGUUACUUUUGUUACUAUGGUAUUUUCAUUUCUCUUUGUAAAAAGCCAAGCUCUUAUAAAAAGAAGUUAAAUGAUUUUUUUUUUCUAGAAAGGUGUAAACUUAGUGGUUUAAGUUGAAAGUUUAUUAAUUCUUUUAGUUUUUAUAGUAUCAAAUCUUUGAGGAGUUAGACUAUAGUGGAUACUUUACAUACUGAUUUUCUUUCAUUUAAUUAACUUAGCUGGCCAAUAGAAUAUUUAUUUCAGUGAAAUCCAGCAUUGAUUAUUACUAAGAUUAAGCGCACUAGACCUUGCAGAAAAUAAGUAGUUAAAAAAGAUUUAGAUAUAAACUAUCUUUACCACUAUAUUCUUCAACAGCUGUGCCGUUAUUAGUCUACAGCUUCAAAAAUGAUAGAACUCUUGAAUCACUUAGACAUAUAGAGUGCUCAUUACAGCUGGUUUCUAAAAGAAAGCUCAAAAUUCUUCUGUACAUGUUCUUUUCUCUCAACCAAAUCAAAAUAAAUGAGAUCAGCUUGUCUACAUUUGAGGUUUAGUAAUUCAAUGAUUUUCUGCAACAAUAAAUAGUCCUAAAGAUUGUGUUUGAAUCUACACAUGUACUAUUCUGUCUUGGAUUUGUCUUUAACCAUAAGUGCUCAGGAAUCUGAGGAAUCAAUUUUUUUUUUCCUUUGAAAUAUCUUUUCUUUUUCUCCUUUUCCUUCCCUUUCUUUCUCUUUCCUUCUCUCCCCUCCUCUCCUCCCAUCUUCUCUCUUCUCCUCUUUUAUUUUUUCAUCUAUUCUCCCCUUUCCCCUUCUUUUGCUUUCAUUUCCUUUUCUUUUUUUACUCUUUAUUUUCUAGGAUGGGAUCUGUGUCUAUUUGUAGUGGUUUCCCAAGAAGCCUCCUGAGUAAGUUCAGGAAGCCUCAGAGGUUGGCCUUCCAGUAUUCUUUCACGAGAAGAAAUCUUUCUGAAGAUUUCGUAAGAAUGCUAUCCCCACUUAACACAUUAAUACCCCUAUUGUUGUGAAUAUUAAUUUCUUAAAUAUAAUUUCUCUGCUUCCUGAUUUGAUUCUUCUUUUCUUUCAUUUUCUACUCUUUAGGCCUCCAUCUGAUGUAUGGGUACAAGUUUUUCCUUUUUUUCUGCUUAACUGUCAUCAAUAUACAUACCAUGAUAGGUAGAUAUUAUGACACAUAUGCAACAAAAUAGAUAAUUCUUAAAAUGUAGUUUUAUUCUAUGCCCAAAAUUGUGUGUCUGUGAGUUAUAGGUAUAUAAUAUUCUUUUUAUAAGUAAUACACUUAUUACUAAUGUGACAAAGAUCCAGAUGAUUUGUUCUGAUCAAAUGUUCAUAGAGAAACAUUCAAGAGCAAUAAUAAAAAACUAUGAUUUUUUGAUUCUUCAUCAAGAUCCAGAGAGUGCUCUAGGCACUUUACAUGUAAAAACAUACACACGAAAUCUUCAGAGAUAGAUACGAUUGGUUUCCCCAUGCACAAAUUAUGAAAGUGAGGCACAAAGAGGUUUAUGAAGUUGCUCACAGUCACUGGGAUAUUAAUUGGGGAAGGGGAAAUUCCUACACAGACAGUGAUGCUCUGUAGUGCACUUUAGUCAUCACUGUGCUGUGCUCUCUCUUCAAGGAAGCCCUGGGCUGUACAAAGGCGCACACUCAGUGGGAAACCUUACCCAAUAUUUGGCCACAGUAAUGAUCCAAUUCCAACCCCGGCUAGCAUUUUUAAAGUAACAUCAAUGAGCUUGGAGAUUGUUGUUUAAUUAAAAAUAUACAAAUAGAAGUACCCAGCAGAAUAAAAUAAGUUGGGAUUUCACUGAUAGUAUGAAAGACAGUAGGUCGAAGAAGGAUUCUAAGAUCAUCUAUUUAAUCCUUUAUUUUCCAGUGAGUGAAUUGAGACAGACUUGUGACUAAAUUUAGAAAAUCACUAAAGCUCAUGCAUUCCUACACUGAGUUUGGUCUUUUCCUUUGAGUAUGUUCCUUUUUGGAAACUUGACAUUGAAGUUCCUAAUUGUGUCCACUAUCAGUGCCUAAGAAGCAUUAUACAUAAAACCCUGUUCCAUUGUCCUCUACUUCUCUUUACAGUUUCUAUUUUCUCCCCCUUUACUGCCCAGCUUACCCCCAAUUGGUUUGAAAAUACUGGCUGUUAAUGUUCUAGUUGGUAACCGUUAUGUGGCAGUUAACUUCAGUUAAAAAUGUUUGCUUAAAAUAGAGAUCAUAUUGUAAGGGCACUCACCACGAAUACUACCAAAUCAAAGUACUGACUGUAUGUCACUAGAGUAUAGAAGUGUGUUGAGUUGUGGGACAAGCAAAGAGGAAAUGGAAAGCAUUGUGGAUCCUUAAGACUAUACCCAAAUAAUUGCUACAGGGAAUAAUGUGCAAAAAAUUUUAUAGUAAUCUGAUACAUUUCGAAGUCCAGGCUCUUCAAAUUUAGUGAGAGAUUCAUAAAGACUGAACAACCUUUGAGGCAGGAAGAUCCAAACUUCUAAUAGUGGAAUAUCAUAAUAUUUCGUGAGAUAUUCCCGAAGUGGGGUUAUUUUUGGUGCUAUAUAGAUCAUACUGUAAAGGGACUCACAAUAAAGAUUAUCAACUCUAAGUACUGAUUCUAUGUCAAUUUAAUUAUCUUCACCACCAGAGAAUAAGUUUCUUGAGAGCAGACAUCCUUCCCCUCUUUGUCAUGCAGACCUCUCUAUCAAGUACUGUCAUGUUUAAAAAAAGAAAUACUAAAUGAAUGAAAGACUGUUGGGCCUCUGACUUAUUUAUAGAAGAUCCACUAAGAUUUAGAGAUAGAGUUUGUCUAUUGUAGGCCCAAUCCAGUCAUCUGAGAAGAACUAGAAUUUUUAAGGGUAUGCAUAUUUGAAUCUUUGGAAGAGAAUCUCAGUAGACAUUUGUCAAUGUUUCUUAUGUAUAAGCCACUGUAGAAGAUAAAUGGUGCAGAAGUGCUCCAUGACCUAAUGGACAUACUCAUAAUUGUCUUCAUGAUUUCAUUACAGGUUUGUUCUCCUGAGCUCGCAUCUCUGAAACAGGUCUUACAGAAGAGUAAAUGGGACACAGAAACAAUGUAACAGAAUUUGUCCUCCUGGGACUCACUCAGGAUACUGAGGGCCAAAAAGCAUUAUUUGUCAUGUUUUUGCUCAUCUACAUUGUGACGAUGGUGGGAAAUGUGCUCAUUAUCAUGAUCGUUAUUGUUAGCCCCUCCCUGGACUCCCCCAUGUACUUCUUCCUUGCCUGUCUGUCACUAAUGGAUGCUGUUUAUUCCACUGACAUUUCUCCCAAAAUGAUCGUAGACUUACUCUAUGAUAAAAAGACUAUUUCCUUCCCAGCUUGCACGGGCCAGCUCUUCAUAGGACACUUAUUUGGUGGUACUGAGGUCUUUCUUCUGGUAGCAAUGGCCUAUGACCGCUAUGUGGCCAUCUGUAAGCCACUGCAUUACUUGACCAUCAUGAAUCGACAGGUUUGCAUUCUGUUGCUGGUGGCGGCCUGCGUUGGAGGAUUUUUGCACUCUGUGGUUCAACUUCUCUUUGUGUACAGCCUCCCAUUCUGUGGCCCCAAUGUCAUUGAUCACUUCAGCUGUGACAUGUACCCGUUAUUGGAACUUGCUUGCACUGACACCUAUUUUAUAGGACUCACUGUUGUUGCCAAUGGUGGGGCCAUCUGUGUGGUAAUUUUUAUCCUUCUACUAAUCUCCUAUGGGGUCAUCCUAAGCUCCCUGAAGACUUACAGUCAGGAAGGGAGGCGCAAAGCCCUGUCUACCUGCAGCUCCCACAUCACAGUGGUUGUCCUCUUUUUUGUCCCCUGUAUUUUCUUGUAUGUUAGACCUGUUUCCAUCUUUCCCAUUGACAAAUCCAUGACUGUGCUGUAUACAGUUAUCACUCCCAUGUUGAAUCCUCUGAUAUACACCCUGAGAAAUUCUGAGAUGAAAAAUGCUAUGGAAAAAAUCUUAAGUAAAAUGUUAACUACAGGUAGAGUAAAAAUGUGUACCCACACUGAAAAUAUCAUUGCUAAUUCUAAAGCAAGAAAUAGGCAAUAAAUGAUCACAAUGAACGAUUAAGUCAAUUCAAUGGAUUCUCUAUGAAUACUUCACUUUGUUAAUGUAAAGACAUCCAAAAUGUAGAAUAAAUUACUCUUUGAGGUUAGAAUUAAACUAAUAGAGUUAUUCUGGAGGCUAGAUAAAGGGCAUAUAUAUUUUUAAUGUUAUAAAUAAAAAUAGGAGGCUGAGCCAAGAUGGCAGAAUAGACAGGCACUUCCAGCGAGCCCUUUUUACAACAAAGACCAGAAAAAGAAAGUGAAACAAGUAUAUUUGUGACA